This is a messenger RNA of Monosiga brevicollis MX1, 3959 nucleotides long. RefSeq lists its product as uncharacterized. Gene Ontology annotation, molecular function: protein binding. The record is from RefSeq and is a predicted model, not a curated record. Bases 1 to 3459 code for a protein of 1152 amino acids. NCBI's taxonomy places the organism in Eukaryota, Choanoflagellata, Craspedida, Salpingoecidae. The transcript has 14 exons.
AUGGCGCUGUGGCGAGGUCGACAACCACGGCUGCGAGAAGCCUCGCACCAUCAGAUGACCUACGCCACCGUGCUUCAAGCCGAGCAGUCGGCCAUGCAAGCUCGGAGCGGCAUGCAGGAUGUGACCGCCUCGGGAAACAAGAAAGAUCGCCGCAAAGCCAAAAUCUCCGUCCAGCACGGCAUUGCGUAUUCGUACCAGAGGCGCUUUGCUUUUGCGCUUCGUUUGCAGCCCGGCCGUGCUCGCGGCUCUCCUUUUGCUAAUGAUGCACGAUUUCUUUCCCCUCCACCCCAAUCUGUUUUGGGUGAUAUGCAGGCCAAUGGCAUAUACGUCAGCCAAAUAGAGAUGGGCUCGCCUGCCGAAAACGUCGGCUUGCAAAUUGGCGAUGAGAUCCUUGCCAUUAAUGAUGUCGCUACCGCCGAUCGCAGUCUUGAUGAGCUCUACACCAUCAUGACCGUUGUACGCUACAUCGUGCUGGAAGUCAAGAAGAUGCGCGGCUCUGGUGCAGAGGCAGUCCCUUCCGUGGCCGAAGCCCUUCAAUAUCAAAACCCAAACCAGCUUUCACAUAAAGACGAGCCAUCAGAAUUCGACGUCGAUGGCAUCGUUUCAUCCUCCUCUGGAAUUAACGCGAACCAGCUCGUGCGCAAUUUGCUUACCAGCAAGCCAGAUGUGGGACUCACGGUCCCCCUGGACAAUAACAACAACCCCGCCGCCAUCAUUUCCCCCAGUUCUCUGCUUCCACCCAAGCAAGCACCGCGCUCCAAACCGCUACCAGCCACCCCCACGACCGCAGCCUCCAAAGCCCUGCCCGCGGCACCAGCGUCCCAUCCCGGGAGCCAAACGGCAACGGCAACGGCCCGGCCCGGGCCUGGGUCAGAGCCUGCGCCUCGCUCCUUCGAUCCACCCUCCGGGCAAUCAUCAGCUUCCCGUCAGCUCUGGGGGUCUCAGGCGCAGCCUUUUGUUGGUGACACCAGUGCUGACUCGGAGAGUGACAUGGAAACAGCUGAUCCCACGACCGUGGCCAACACCAUUGUGAACGGCAUCAGUCCGCUACGUUCUGCUCUGCGCCGCCCAUUGCGGCGCGCCAUCUCUGCUCAUGGUGCCCUCGUUACUACCAACCCUUCACGACUGCCUGUACAAUUGUAUCAGGGUGGUGCUAGCAGUGCCCUGGGUCGCGGCCAGUACUCACAGACCGCGUUGCCCCAUCGCGGCUACUUUGAGGCGCCCGGGCGCCUGCAAUCCAGGCAUCAAGAGUCACGUCAGCCCUCGGUCCAGCCAUCCAGUGCAGCAAGUGCCCGAGAUCAGGCUUCCACGGUGUCCAGCCGACAGCAGCGGCUCCAAGACUUGGAAGCGCAGGCCAACAAGCUGUCUUCGCGCCUUUCUGGGUUGCUGGCCAACACGCGCCGGGAGGGUGCUCCUGAACCGAAUGGCAGCCAGCUUGUGAACCACCAUCGACCCUCUGCCCCCGCCUCGAGAACUGAUGGCCAAAGUGCCUCUUCUGAACGCCCACUUGGUCCAUCCAGCCUCCAGGCAGCCCAGCAGCGUCCGCAAGACCGUUCGCGUCCCUUGUCUUUUGAGGAUGCCAUCUACGCUCAGCGUGAUAAUGGUGAACCUCCCACGUUCGGACCGUUGUUUGAGAUUGAUCUCGAGCCCCAGCAGACGAGUUUGGGGAUGCGUGUGGCAGGAGGCUCAGCAACCCGGUUGAGUGCGCUGUUUGUAGCACACCUGGAGCCUGGCGGUGCCGCCGAUCGCACCGGCGAGGUGCAAGUGGGCGACCGGAUUCUGCGAAUUGGUCAGCACGACGUAGCAGGUUUGACACAAGAGCAAUUUAGCCGACUGGUGACAUUGCAGUUGUCACGCACGCCAUAUGGCCAAGUACCCAGGAUUCACUUGACGCUAAUGCGCAUCGGCCGUACUCAGUGGGAGCAGCUGCAGCGUGACGCUGGCAUCGCGCGCUUCAACUUGACUCACAAAGAUCCACGCCAAGGGGAUUCAAUCUCGGGAUCGGGGAAUAUGGCCGAUCCACCCGCUCGAGGAGCUUCUGCAGAUCAGUCUGAAGGAAAAGGCACAACGGCAUCACGGGUUGGCACAGCCGCAAAAGGCCAAGGCCAACGCGAGGUACCUGCGGCCUCAACAUGGACCACCGAGGCCGCACAAAUUGCUGAGCGUGCUUUGGUUCUGGCACAGCGUGUGGAACAGCGCGCAGAGGCACGUGUCUCGGCGUCUUCUCGCACGGGCAGCUCGUCGCCUCGGCCAGACCGUGACGUGCGGUCAACUCGCCGCGCCCACACUUCUGAGAAUCUUACCAUGGACGUUGGUAAUCAAUCCUUGGCCAAAUCUGCCGCCUCCCAUCGCCAUUCGGCACCCUCACUUGCCUCAAUGAUGGCUUCAAGCGUUUACGCAUACGCGAGCACGGAGAGUCUGACUGCAGCCAGUCCCUCGACGUCACGGACUGGCAGUCCCCUGUCAAUUCGCCGCACCAAUUCUCAGCCCAGUCAACUGCCACGCCAGCCCAAUGUUCGAGGGCAUACACAAACUCAGGACCAUCUUCCAGAGCGGGCGAAUGAGCAGGACGGGCCUCAGCACGAGGCUCAGAAGGACGCUCAGGGUGAGGCUCAGCACCAAGAGCCAGUUCACAAAUCGGCUCAGCCUCAGCCCCAAGAAUCAGUUCACAAAUCGGCUCAGCCUCAGCCCCAAGAUCACGGUCAAUCUCAGGAUCAGGGUCACGAUCAGUUUCAGGAUCGAGAGCUCUCAGGCGCUUCAACAUUGUCCCAGCACGAUCACGAUGCGGCCAACGCACAUCUUGCAGGCAUUGAAAAUCCGCAUGUUGGGCCAGCGCACACUGGACCAGUUCUGCAAAGCGAAGCACCGCAAAUGCCCAGUAUGGCUGCGCCCCAGCUCCCCCGUGACACACGGGAUGCAAAGGAGGAUGCACCAUCAACAUCAGACCGGUCUGAUUCCUUUGCUGCCCUCCCAGAAUCUCAAGUGCGCCCCACCCGCACUGCGUCGCAUGAGCACGUUGUUCCACAAGAACCUACGCCGAGUACGCAGCGUCGCGAAAGUAUGCAGAUCAUGCUUGAGCAGGAGCGACGAGAGCUCGCUACCCAGCAAGCGCGCCAGCGUUCAUAUAGCAUGGCGCUUGAGCAGAAGCGUCUUGAAGAAGUGCAGCGGCAGCACAUGGAGCAAGAGCGACUCCAAGAAGCUGAGCGGCGCAAGCGUGCAGUGCAGCAUGCUCAGCGCCGUGCCGAACUUGAGGCCGAGGAGCAAGCCGUCGAAGCUGAAAUCAGCGCAGCCUUGCAGCGACGCACGAGUGUCUCGCAAAGCGAUCCAUCCCGCCGAGAGCGCCGUGCCUCCAUAUCACAGCGGACUCUUGAGAUGCGGCAGCAGUUUUUGAAAAACAAAAAUGGGGGUCGGAAUUCGCCGGCCCGUCGCCUGCCCCCGCGCCCAGAUCAGGCACUUUAGAUGAUAGAAGCUAUUGAACUUUAGAUGAUAGAAGCUAUUGAAGACUCGGUCAAGUCUUCGUUAUUUAUACUUACUCUUUCUUUGGUUUUGCUUGCUCUCCUUCUCGUGUUCCUCCGUCUCUUCUUUUUUCUUUUACUUUCUUUUUUUUUUUUUUUUUUCUAUUGGCACCGUGCUUCUGGUGCGUCCACUGUCAUUGCCCUGUUUGCCUCGUGUACCAUAAGGUGCUGUUUUACAAUGUCAGCAAGCCGCAGAGCGGACCGCCAAGUGGGCCAAACCCUGAUGAUGAUUCAACUCGUCGAAUAUUUGCUGUUUUGAUUGACUCUUUGCACCUUGAUUGUUCUCCUCCUGAUUUUCUGAAACGCUUUUUUUUUUUGAUUUUAAUCCCCGUUGUUGUCUUUUUGAUUUUGAUUUUUGUUGUUGUCUAGGUGACCACGAAUUUAGGUGAUUUCGAUUUGAUAUAUCCCGAGUUUUGGGUCCCACAAAUUGAGACCAACUUGUGU